AUGAUGCUACAACUUCUCAGACACUUCAGGGAGGGGCCAGGCCAGUGGAUGGACCUCUUUGAUACAAGUGCGCACUUCUCUUGUAAGGUGUCUAUACGGGCAACUACGAGACCCCUUCUCAAGUCGGCCAUAUGCGCCCUCGCUGCGAAGCACUUGUCUCGAACUCAGAAUAAUCAUGAGCAACACACUGCCCGCAGCGCAAGGAAGUCUCUUGCGUCCGCCGACGAUCGAUCUCCUAACUGGAGUUACCACGCCGUUAGAUACUACCACCAAGCUAUCCGAUGUCUCAAGCAUGCCAUCGCCAUUGGGGGACGUGAUGAAAUGGACAUGCAGAGGGGCGAUGCAGAGAGUCGACACGCAGAUACGUUCGCAGCUGUUGCCAUACUCUGCAUAUACGAGCUAAUGAACGCCCCGGGAAACGCAUGGAAGGCACAUCUUACGGCUUUGCCGCUCUUUUCAGCGUCGGAUAGCACGCUCAGCGGCAGUUCGCCGGUGACGAUCCCUCAGUCUCCCAUUAAGGGGCCGAUAUUCUGGAGCUUGGCCAGGCAAGACUUCUUAUGUGCCUUCAUCAGCGAGACACAGACUCGCUUGAAUCUAGACCAUGUCCGCCUCUGGCAGAAUUUCGGCUUAGCCACAGACGAGAACAGCCUCUUACUGCCCUUCAGUCCGUUCUGCACAGCAGAUAUCCGCGCUUCAACAGACGUCGACGAAGAUUCGAGAAGCAACGAGCUGCUCUGGCUUAUUGGAAAGGUUGUUAACUUCAUCACAUCGGGUGACGGUAUCAACCCGGAAGACUACUCCAGGCCAGCUGGACAACGUUUGUCUCUCGGUGUGACCCAAGAACUCCUUCUACAACGCUGGACAAAGCUCGAAGUAGAGUUGCAGAAAUGGUACGACAGUCUCCCGCCGACUUUCUCUCCCAGUGCUCGGACGAAAUACACAGGGGAUCCCGGGGCCUUGGGGGAGGUCCCUGACAUGGACAUGAUCUGGUACGACAUACCCAUGUGCGCGGCAACCAUGCAGAGCUACCACAUGGCAUGCAUCUUAUUGCUGGUCAACCGACCCCAGGAAUCAACAGCUAUCAGAUCAACUGUGUCGGCACGCUUGAGGUCGUACCGUAUGAUCCAGAGAGACGUUCUCCGCCAUGGCAAAGAAAUAUGCGGGAUCAGUCUCGCGGAUCCCCCGGACUCUGUCCGUAUUCACUCUGUCCAGCCGCUUUUCGUAGCUGGGCAAUCGUUCCAUGAAAAGCCUGAGCAGCAGUUGGUUUUGAAAUUACUUUCUGAUAUUGAGACCGAGUUGGGGUGGGCAACACAUUAUCAGAUUCGGAAACUGGUGGAUGAGUGGAAGGUCAAUGACGAAUAA
This is a messenger RNA of Colletotrichum karsti, 1362 nucleotides long. Its product is annotated as zn 2cys6 transcription factor. Lineage: Eukaryota; Fungi; Ascomycota; Sordariomycetes; Glomerellales; Glomerellaceae. Gene Ontology annotation, molecular function: DNA-binding transcription factor activity; transcription cis-regulatory region binding. Gene Ontology annotation, biological process: positive regulation of transcription by RNA polymerase II. The transcript has 3 exons. The record is from RefSeq and is a predicted model, not a curated record. Gene Ontology annotation, cellular component: nucleus. The coding region runs from base 1 to 1362 and encodes 453 amino acids.